Molecule: messenger RNA, 2690 nt
Organism: Aspergillus ibericus CBS 121593
Lineage: Eukaryota; Fungi; Ascomycota; Eurotiomycetes; Eurotiales; Aspergillaceae
Product: ATP-binding cassette long-chain fatty acid transporter PXA2
Exons: 4
Coding region: 200-2323 (707 amino acids)
Biological process (GO): long-chain fatty acid import into peroxisome; very long-chain fatty acid catabolic process; fatty acid beta-oxidation
Cellular component (GO): peroxisomal membrane
Molecular function (GO): ATP binding; ATP hydrolysis activity; long-chain fatty acid transmembrane transporter activity
Source: RefSeq, a predicted model, not a curated record
CCUCUCCUUCUCCCUCUCCCUCUCCCUUCCCCCUCCCCUUCGCUCACCCUCCAUUCCUAUAACCCUUAUCUCCCCCUUCCCCGCCCCUCAUCUCAUCUACUACUCCCCGGUCAUGUUAGCCAUCGUCGACUCUGGCUAAUCACCCGGGUUUCGUCUCCCUGAAUGCACGCCAUUUGCUCCAUCCGCCCUCGUCGCUACUAUGGCUGCGCAGUCCAAACUACUUCCGCCCGAGCGGUCCAUACGACACCUCUUCUCCCGUCUGGCAGCCACCUAUCUCCGUCACCGUAAGAAAAUCUCCCGCACCGUUUAUCUGGCCCUUUUCGCCGCCCUCGUGAAACGCGUCCAUAAUGCCAUCUCCGAGCAAAAGGCGGCCUCUCACCACCAGGAAGCACUGCGGAAGCGGCCCGGAACCAGCAGCCUCGGCGAGGAGGGCGACCGCCCACGCAAAAGGGUCGAGGUUAACCGGGAAUUCUUUCGAAACCUGAUCCGCCUGCUCAAGAUCGUGAUCCCCGGUUGGCGGAGCAAGGAGCUACGGCUACUUUUCGGGCACAGUGUCUUCUUGGUGCUGCGGACGCUGCUGAGUCUGUAUGUGGCGGAGCUGGAUGGGCGGCUGGUUAGUAAUUUGGUGAGGGGGAGAGGGAAAGAUUUCCUCCUGGGACUGGUGUGGUGGAUGAUCGUGGCGGUUCCUGCGACGUUCACAAACUCGAUGCUUUCUUAUCAUCAAUGCAAACUGGCCCUCGCCUACCGCAAGCGCCUGACAGACUACAUCCAUGAGAAGUAUCUGUCUAACAUGACAUUCUAUGCGAUUUCAGCUUUGGACGAUAGGGUCAAGAACCCCGAUCAGCUCAUCACGGUAGAUGUGUCCCGAUUUUCUGACAGCCUGGCAGAGCUGUACUCCAAUCUGGCCAAGCCGAUCCUGGACAUGGCUAUCUACAACUACUCUCUUUCGAAGAGUGUGGGCGGAGAAGGCCUGUUCAUCAUGAGCCUGCUCGUGCAAUUGUCCGCGAAUGUCAUGCGUGCAUUGACACCGCCCUUCGGCAAAUACGUGGCCGACGAAGCCCGCCUGGAAGGAGAGUUCCGGUUCCUGCACUCGCGGCUAAUCGACUACAGCGAGGAGGUGGCUCUCUACCACGGCCACGAGGCGGAAAAAGACACCCUGGACAAGGGUUACUUCACUCUGAUCAAACAUGUGAACCGCAUUCUCCGAAGACGCUUAUACCAUGGAUUUAUGGAGGACUUCGUCAUCAAGUACUUCUGGGGUGCCUUGGGCUUGAUCUUGUGCAGUAUUCCUGUCUUCUUCGGAAUUCCUGGCCAAGUCACCCAAACCAUGGGCGACCGUACCGAAAGCUUCGUUACGAAUCGGAGAAUGCUGCUGUCCUCGUCCGACGCCUUCGGACGUCUAAUGUUCUCCUACAAAGAAAUCUCCGAACUAGCCGGCCACACAGCCCGUGUCUCCUCACUGCUCGAGGUUAUGGACGACCUCUUGGCAGGCCGCUUCGAGAAGAAGCUAGUAUCCUCCGCCUCCACGGAGGAGAACACAGCAAUUCUAUCCGGUCGUGGGGUCGUCGAGGAAAGCGACUCCAUCGAAUUCACCGAUGUGCCUAUCGUGUCACCAAACGGCGAUGUUCUAGUUCGCAAGCUAUCCUUCACCGUCCACCCAGGCGACCACCUCCUAAUCGUCGGACCCAACGGAUGCGGAAAAUCCUCCCUCUUCCGCAUCCUCGGUGGCCUAUGGCCCGUCUACGGAGGAAGAGUCAAGAAACCCCGAUUCGAAGAUAUCUUCUACAUCCCACAACGACCAUAUCUUUCGCGAGGCACUCUUCGCCAACAGGUCAUCUACCCAGACGGUGUUCGCGAGAUGCGCGCCAAGGGUAUCACCGAUGACGACCUCUUUGAUAUCCUUUCCGUUGUAGAGAUUGCCUCGGUCGUCGACCGCCCAGGGGGUUGGGACGCCGAAGAGGAAUGGCGUGACGUACUCUCAGGCGGUCUACAACAACGGAUAGCCAUGGCUAGAUUAUUCUAUCACCGACCCAAAUUCGCCAUCCUGGAUGAAUGUACCUCCUCCGUGACUCUGGAGAUUGAACGAGUCAUGUACGAGACGGCCAAGCAGCUGGGAACUACAUUGAUGACAGUAUCCCAUCGCCGCAGUCUCUGGAAGUAUCAUAAGAAGAUCCUGCAGUUCGAUGGAGAAGGAAGCUAUAUAUUCACCGGGUUGGACUGGGAACGAAGACUCAAGUUGGAAGAUGAGAAGGAGGAGCUGGACCUCCAACUUCGAAUGGUUCCCGAAUUGCAGAAGCGCAUGGCUGAAUUGAGUGCCUCGUAGGGAUCUUAUACAAUCUUGGUUUAAUUGUGUUAUACAAUAUAGAGCAUAACUGGAUCUGACUAUUGUUCGUUUGUCUUCUGCUUUGUCAUUAUCGUGUUUAGGUGUGUCAGCCCGUACGGGGCAGCUUACAAGUUCAUGGCUGGUGUAGAGGGGAGGGGAGCCUGUAAGAACACUAACUUGCAUAGAAUAUAGCUGUGUCAUAAUGCCUGAUCCAAACAGUCGGUUGUUGUCAAUGAGCGAAUGGCUCCAUUACAAAAGUCUCUCCCUGUUCUCUCAAAACCGUCCAGUGGAAUCCACGUACAGAGAAAUCCAACUCGCCAAAGAAAGAAACGUGGAAACAGCGGGUGUCAGACGCAGCAAGCUAGAU